This is a messenger RNA of Chlamydomonas reinhardtii, 2004 nucleotides long. RefSeq lists its product as uncharacterized. The coding region runs from base 139 to 1362 and encodes 407 amino acids. Gene Ontology annotation, biological process: protein import into mitochondrial matrix. The record is from RefSeq and is a predicted model, not a curated record. NCBI's taxonomy places the organism in Eukaryota, Viridiplantae, Chlorophyta, Chlorophyceae, Chlamydomonadales, Chlamydomonadaceae. Gene Ontology annotation, molecular function: protein-folding chaperone binding. Gene Ontology annotation, cellular component: mitochondrial inner membrane. The transcript has 10 exons.
CUUUCGCUUACAGCUGUAGAUUGGGAGUUGCUGGUAGCUGAGAACCAUUUCCCAACUCACGAGAGGAUCAUUCAUCCGUGUCGGGAAGCCUGCGCGCGCUUCUUCUGAUCGGUUUCUCCUCUUAGUAAUUGGCUCACAAUGGCAUCUCAACUAGGGAGAGAGCUGGUGCCCUUGAUCGCGAGCGUGCAGACGCAACGAGCGCUGCUCGCUCUGGCGCAGCCGCUCGGCGUGGCACUUGGGUCAUCCAGGGCUAUUUGGACUUCCCGGAGUGCUCUAAGCGAGCCCCAGAAGUCCGAGGCCAGCACCUCUGGGGCGGGCCAGCAGCAGUCGCAGCAGCAGCAGGAGCAGGCGAGCUCGAGUGCGAGCAGCAGCGAGCAGCAGGCGCAGAACUUCUACAACAACUUCAAGGCGGGCUUCGAGGACCUUAAAAACAAGGCCGGCGCUGCCGCCGGGGCCGCGGCCGGGGCUGCCGGCGGAGCGGGCGCCGGGGCCGGGGGGGAGCCGGCGGCCCAGCGCCUGAUCCAGACGCUAGCACAGGACCUGCGGGAGACGCUGCUGCCGGCGCAGGACAUCACGUCAGCCACCCGCGCCUACACGGGACCGGUGGCGGCCGCGACCUACGACGGCCCCACUGCGCUGGUGCUGGCGAAGCAGCAGGCGACGGGGUGGCAGAAAGUGUGGAACAGCGUGUCGGAGAAGCUGGGGACCAUUCCGGGCGUGGCCAACCUGCUAAACCUUAAGGUGACUGACACGAGCGCCUAUAAGAAGGGCCAGGAGCUGGUGGAGGACCUGAAGGACAAGUACGAGACGUCCGACCACCCCGUGGUGCACAAAGUGGAGGAGCUCAAGUCCAGCAUGUUCACGGGCAGUGAGGCCAGCCGGGCCAUGCGCGAGAUCCGUGUGCGCGACCAGGCCUUUGACAUGAACCGCUUCGUGCAGUCGGUAAAGCUGGACGCACCCGUGGUGGUCAAGGCCUUCCUGAAGCACGACCUGGAUACGCUGUCUCAGCACUGCGGCCCCGAGCUCAUGGAGCGGUUCGCGGGUAUCUUCAAGCACUUCAACGAGCAGGGCCUGUUUGAGGACCCGUCCAUUCUGUUCAUUGGCGACGUGGAGAUUGUUGAGGUCCGGCUCAUGGACGACGACCCCUUCAUCAUCGCCCAGUUCCACUGCCAGCAGCUCAAGUGCACGCGCGACAAGUUUGGCAACGUGGUGGACGGCGACGCCAACACCAUCCAGCGCGUGUACUACUUCUGGGGGCUGCAGCAGGAGCGCAGCCCGGUGGUGACGGCGGAGGGCAAGGUGCUGCCGCCGCGCUGGGUGAUCAAGGACAUGAUGUGGCAGUCCAUGCUGGCGCUGGUGUAGAGCGGCAGGAGGAUCGGAAGUGGGAGGAAGAGGAGGAGUGGAGGCAGCAGGAGGGCGGGGCUGGGGGCGCGAGUGCACGGCUGAGGGUUAGGGGGCGCACGUUCGUGGGGAGCAGUGCCGGUGAGGCGGUGAGUGGGGGAACGGAGGAGCGGGAGCAAGGGACGCUGGGCGUGCAGGAGUGGAGCAAAGGAAUACGGUAGGCGGGCCGUUGUGGGGGAGGGGCAAACGUGUGCGGAGUUGACAGCGGCAAGCGCGAAGGGCUAUAGGCAGGAUGCUAAUGUUGUGUUCCAGGCUCAAGAGCGGAGAGCUCUGUUAAGGAUGAUAACGGCCUCUGGUCAAAUAGCUGGCGUCCGGGGGCGGCUAUAGCAGAGCUUGGAGCGAGUGGCAAAGCAGCCUCACGAUUGGGGAUGACGCUGCACUAGCGGUGCGAAGCACAGUGCAAACAUCGUACAAGACAGGAUUAUAGUCCCUCUGGCGCUUCGUCAGGGGUGCUCCUACGCUUGGGGCAGCAUCAUCAAGUUAAGAAUUAGCAGUGACAGGCAAUCUGAACGUCAAACGGUGGUAUGCGACACGUGGAUGGAAUCAGCACAGGGGUGCCCCUGAAUCAGCAGUGAUGGACUGAACGGACAAUAAAAGUGGAUG